CCACACCUCUCCAUUACCACAUAAUCAAAAGCAUACAAAGCAUGUUGAAGAACGUUUUACGUUGUAUAAAGGUUUUGACCGUUCAGCAAUGAUACGAACGUUCAAGACAGCUGAAUGCUCUUAGAGUCCACCCACGUAGGACGAGCCGUCAACCGGUCCCUGGGAAUUAUUUUAUAUUUCAAACAGAAAUAUUUUAACUAAGCCACGGCAUGAACAUGGAAACGUAGUAGCAGCCACUGUUAAAAGGUUUUUAUACGGAUGAAUGUACAUUUCAUUAAGAAGGUGGACUAUGCAGACAGUAGAUUCCACUGGACCUAGUCAGACGGUGAAUGGCCAGAGUGAAGUGAGCAGCAGGAGGUCCUGAUGCCUGCUCUGCCUGUCUGUGUCCAGAGGUGACUGAGGAAGGCGUCAUGGCUCUGCGAGAGUCCCCGUUCCCCAACUGCUUUGCGGAGGGUCUCCACGCUGUGGGCUGGGGUCUCAUCCUGCCCUGCUUCUGGUCCCUCGACCGCCUCAUCGCACUCAGCAUGUCCACCAGCCUGGAACGCUCCCAGCGGGCAGAGCAGGAGUGCUACCUCCACCCACUCAAGGUCUUUUUUGGCUCCGUCCUUUUUCUCACCCUCUUCCUUGCCACGGCCCCCUUGGCCUUCCUUGGGUUCCUGCUCUGGGCUCCUCUCCAGGUCACCCGCCGGCCCUUCUCGUACCACCAGGAGCCCCCAUCGAGGCUAGCGUCGGAACCGGCGGGGGACGGAAACCGGGGGUUUGGGUUAGGCGGCGCAAAGGCCACGUUCGGCUUUGUUACUGCCAACCUGUGCCUGUUGCCGGAUGGCAUCGCGCGCUUCAACAACCUGGGGCACACGCAGCGCCGCGCCACAGCCAUCGGUCGGAGCAUCGUCCAGGGCGUGAACCGGCCUCACAUUCGCAUCUUCGUGGACUCGCCCAGCAGCUGUGGUACCCUGAGUCCCUCCAGCAGCCUGCUCCCUGGCCCCGCCACCGCCACCAGCCCGGCGUCCUACGGUGCCACUGCGGCAAAAGACCGCGAACCCCAGCAUCCUCCUCCCGUGACGGACCACUCGGACCGGGCCGCCGGUGAGGCCCCCGCAGAACCCGCCGAGCCCAAUGGUCCGGACCACGUGGUGCACGUGACCUGUGACGACACGGAGGAGUGUCGCCAAUCCACGCCCGCCCCCCCAGUCGUCCACGCCAACCAGAACUCCAACGAGCGCGGCCACACGAGCCACAGAAACCCUCCGCGGGCCCUGCAUACCCAGGGAGUCCUGGCCACGACGGGUGACAUCCCGUGGGAGGUGUCCUCUCUCUUCCCGGCCAACGUGGACAUCCUGUGCCUGGAGGAGGUGUUCGACAAGAGGGCUGCGUGGAAGCUGACCGACGCCCUGCGGCCUCUGUUCCCCCACAUACUGUACGACGUGGGGGUGUACGCCUGCCAGCCGCCCGGCAGCUGCUCCUCCUUCAAGUUCUUCAACAGCGGGCUCUUCCUGGCCAGCCGACACCCGGUGCUGGAGGCUCAGUACCGCUGCUUUCCCAACGGACGGGGGGAGGACGCCCUGGCUGCCAAAGGCCUGCUCUCUGCCAAGGUGCUAGUUGGCCAGAGUCACAGGCAGAAGAAUGUGGUUGGCUAUAUUAACUGCACACACCUCCACGCACCCAAAGGUGAAGGGGAGAUCCGGUGUGAGCAGCUCAACAUGGUCACCAAGUGGAUCCAGGAGUUCCAGGAGGUUAAUGGAAAGCCUGACGAGGUGGUUGCGUUUGAUGUGCUCUGUGGGGAUUUCAACUUUGACAACUGCUCACCUGAUGAUGUUCUAGAGCAGAAGCACAGCCUGUUUGAGGAGUAUACAGACCCCUGCAGAGCUGGGCCGGGACAGGAGCAUCCCUGGGUUAUCGGCACUUUACUGGAACAGCCUACUCUGUAUCGUGAGGACGUUAAAACCCCAGAGAAUCUUCAAAGGACUCUGGAGACAGAGGAGCUGAGGAUGAAGUACAUCUCCCCUCCGGUGGCCCUGGAAGGCUGUCCCAUGGUCUACCCUGAGUUGGGCCAGUCCUGGGUGGGGCGUCGGAUUGACUACAUCCUCUUCAGAGAGAGCACUGUCGCCAAGCACUGCCGAACUGAAAUCGAGGAGUACACAUUUGUGACCCAGCUGGCUGGCCUCACCGACCACAUCCCAGUGGGCCUGAGACUGAAUGUGACCCUGGAGCCAGAGACUGCCCAGUCUAAUGAGUGACAACCCAAACAUUAAAACCAUUACUGUAACACCUUUUGGGAGAUGUGGGGACACAUAGGCUUCACCUCAAAUGGCAAUCCAUUCCUGACAUAGUGCAUUUGGGAUGGAGCCAUUCACUAUGCAUAUCACACAUCACACGGGUACAACAAAACCUUUACUUUGUAUUUGUUGCUUUAAAAAUGAAAGGACCAGUAAAAGAAAAAAUGCAUAGGGAAUUAGGGGUGGUGGUGAGAAAUGAAUGCUACAUGUAAAAAGAUGGGAAUUGCAUGCCAAAUGGAACCCUAUUCCUUAUAUAGUCCACUACUUGUGAUCAGAGACCUGUGGACGGGGGUCUGAUUUGGGCUACCAUGGUCUGGUAGUUGCUAGAUUUGAACCAGUAUUGAUUUCUUGAUGAUUAUGCUCCAUGCAGAGACCUAAUCUAGGAUGAUUUAUUGCAUAACUCAGUGAUAUCCAUGUAGGGCUUUUUUAGGCCCGGGGCAAUGGUGAGGAGCAGUGAAAUUGAUUUUAUACAGUGACAAUCUCACUUUUUGGUAAAUUGUUUAAAAUAUUUAUGUAUCUUUUUUUACUCUGAUUUCAUGAAGACGCUUUUAUGAUGAUGCUUUGAUGCCUGUGCGUAAUAAAUGAACUCACUGAAGUGUA
Esox lucius (northern pike) is the source of this 2876-nucleotide messenger RNA. It is a transcript of the gene smpd5, whose product is annotated as sphingomyelin phosphodiesterase 5. Gene Ontology annotation, molecular function: sphingomyelin phosphodiesterase activity. NCBI's taxonomy places the organism in Eukaryota, Metazoa, Chordata, Actinopteri, Esociformes, Esocidae. The transcript is spliced from 8 exons. Gene Ontology annotation, biological process: sphingomyelin metabolic process. The coding region runs from base 411 to 2237 and encodes 608 amino acids. Gene Ontology annotation, cellular component: cytoplasm; extracellular region. The record is from RefSeq and is a predicted model, not a curated record.